CUCUCUUCUCACUCUGUCUCUUUUCCCCACUCUUUUACCUCUGUCUCUUUUUGUUGUUGUUAAGAGUCUCACCUCUCACUCUCUCAGACUCUCGGUCUCUCUUACAAGAAGUAGAUCAGAGCCCAAUUGUCUCUUUGAUUUCUCUUCUUGUUCUAAAAGAUGUAGUUUACUUGCUACUUGCAAAUCCUUAUGAAGACAUGACGUUGUCUGUCAUAUAUAGAAUCUAAACUCAAACAAGCUAUGUGGUAAGUACUUACCAAUGGCUUCCACCAGCAUUCAAACUGUCCCAUCCUCUUUUACCUCUGCUUUUUCUAAACCCCAACCGGAAUAUGACGUUUUCCUCAGUUUUAGAGGAGAAGACACCCGUUAUAAGUUUACCGACCAUCUAUAUCAUGCUUUGGAUGGUAAAAAGAUUAUUACCUUCAGGGAUGAUAAAGAACUUGAGAUGGGAAAGCCCAUUUCGCUGGAACUCUUGGAAGCAAUCAAGAAAUCGAGGAUUGCGGUCAUCAUUUUCUCUGAAAAUUAUGCAUCUUCCACAUGGUGCUUGGAAGAACUUACAAAGAUUGAUGAAUGCAGGGAUAGAGGGAUAUUGACAGUGUUGCCCAUUUUCUACCAUGUGGAACCUACUGACGUGCGGCAUCAGAAGAACACUUUUGCGGAGGCCUUUGCAAAACAUGAAAAGCGUUUCGAGGAGAACCCAAAAAAGGUGCAGAAGUGGAGAGCUGCUUUAACAAAUGUGGCCAAUCUCUCCGGAAAGCGUUUAAAGGAUGGGGAGCCUGAGGCAGAAUUUAUCCAAAGCAUUGUUCAAUGGAUAUAUCUGAAAUUGGAAGAGAAAUGUUCAAAUGACAUUGAAGAUGAUCUUGUUGGAAUAAGCUCUCGUGUUGAGGAAAUGAUUUCAUAUUUAGAUCUGGAGUCAACUGAUGUUCACUUUAUUGGAAUAUGCGAGAAGAGUGGUAUGGGCAAGACAACUCUUGCACGAGCUGUUUUUGAUAAGAUUCUUAACCAAUUUGAAGCUUGCAGUUUUCUCGAAAAUGUUAGAGAGGAAUCUAAAGCUCAUGGUUUAAAGACUUUACAAGAACAACUCCUUUGUGAUAUAGGAAAAAGGGGAUUAAGGGUAAAGGAUGAGCAUAAGGGAAUGCAAGUUAUCAGCGAUAUACUGCAUAACAAAAAGGUGCUUAUUGUUGUUGAUGAUGUGAGCGAAAGAAGUCAAUUAGAAAAAUUAGUAGGGAAGUGUGAUUUGUUUGGCAAAGGAAGUAGAAUCAUUGUAACUACCGAAGACAAAGAUUUGUUGGCAAGUUAUGAAAUUAAAAUUGUAUAUAGGGCUAGAGGACUAAAUGAAGUUGAAGCUCUACAACUUUUUUGUCUGAAUGCAUUCCACAAACCUCAUUGUGAGAAUAAUUUCCUGGAAUAUUGCAACAAUUUUGUUGAGUAUGCUCAGAGAAUUCCUUUGGUUCUUAAAGUUUUGGGUUCCUAUUUGUGUACUAGAACAGAAAAGGAAUGGGAAAGUGCUGAGAAUCAGCUAAGAGCAAUACCCCAUGAAAAAACUACUAAGAAACUUAGAAUUGCUUUUGAUGGAUUGGAGGCAGGGGAGAAAAAACUAUUCUUAGAUAUUGCAUGUUUCUUCAAAGGGGAGGAGAAGAAUCGCGUUGCUGAUAUACUAGAAUCAGUUUACUUCCCGAACAUUAAUCUAAAAAAUCUCAUCAACAAAUCUCUAAUUUCUCUUGUAGGGGGGGAAAAAUUGUGGAUGCAUAAUUUAUUACAACAAAUGGGUUGGGAAAUUGUUAGUGAGGAAUCAGAAGAAGCUAGCGAACGUAGUAGAUUGUGGCAUUGUGAUGACAUCCUUGAUGUAUUAAAGAAAAAUACUGGAACAAAACAUAUAGAAGGCAUGUUACUAAGAUUGCCUCCAGAUGAAGAAGUAGAAUUGAAUGCUGAAUCAUUCUCAAAGAUGAAUAAACUAAGAUUGCUCAAAAUUUGUAAGGUGCGCCUUUCUUGCCUCAGUUAUCUUUCUAAUGAGUUACGUUUGUUGGAAUGGCAUGAUUAUCCUUUGGAAUCAUUGCCAAAUAGUUUUCAGCCUGGCGAACUUGUUGUGCUCAUUAUGCAUCGCAGUUGUCUUCAGCAACUUCCAAGUGAAUUUAGUAAGCUGGGAAAGCUAAAGCUCAUUGACUUGAGUGACUCCCAAAACUUAACCCGAACUCCUGACUUCACUGGAUUCUCAAAUAUUGAGAGGCUGAAUUUCCAAGGUUGUAUAGGAUUGCAUGAGUUGCACCCUUCUGUUGGAGGUCUUAAAAGACUUAUCUAUAUAUUACUAAAAAACCUUCCAUAUGAGCUCAAUUUGGAAUCUCUUAAAACUUUAAUUCUAUCUGGCUGUUCAAGAUUUGAGAAAUUUCCCCGUAUUGGGAGAAACAUGAGAAGCUUGUUGGAGCUUUAUUUGGAUGGGACUGCCAUUGAAGAACUACCACCAACAAUCAGGCGUUUAACUGGCCUGACCUUAUUGAAUCUUCAAGACUGCAAAAACCUUAAGAGUUUUCCGAAUGACAUUCAUAGUUUGACAUCUCUUGAAAUUCUCACUCUAUCAGGAUGCAAGUGUCAACCACCAAAAGCAGGGCAUUUGCUUGGGCUCUCUCCUAUUGGAUCCUCAAUUGGUGCCACCCUCACUUUUCUGCGACUAAUUUCAUUUCUUUUUCUAUCUUUCCUAGCAUGGCGAUACACCUAUCUCAGAAUUCCUAUAUUUGCUACAACUGCUUUGUCAACAUAUUGUUUCCACAAUGCCCGGCAUCCUGAACCAGAGCCCAUCAACCUAUUGUUGUCUAAUUUGUUCUCAAAAUUAAGCACUUUGGUAACUCUAAGUCUAAGUGACUGCAAUCUGUUGGCACUCCCUGAUGACCCUAGCUGCUUGUUGUCAAUAGAGUAUUUGAAUUUGAGCAAAAAUAAUUUUAUAUGCUUGCCCGAUUACAUUUCUCAACUUUCAAAGCUCAAAAUUCUUUUCUUGGAUCAUUGUAGCAAGCUUAAAUCAUUGCCAUAUGUUCCAUUAAGUACAAGGUUAGUUUCAGUACAAGGAUGUACUGCGCUAGAAAAUUAUUCAAAUCAAGUUGUUGUAUGGACUUUGGGUGUAGCAGGAUUCACUAUUAUUACUUGCCUUGGCUUGGCCGAGGAUGAAGAUGGCACAAUUGCUGAGGUUUCUUUGCUAGACAUACACCUAUUAUGGCAAAGAUAUGUGAAGGAUCAAAUUCAUCAAAUGGAGGGCUUUUGCCAUGUUUUACCUCAAAUUGAAAUUCCAGAGUGGUUCAAGCAUCAGCGGUUUGGGUCAUUUCGACCAAUCCCACUCCCUUCAAAUAUGUUCAGUAAUAAAAAUUGGAAAGGAAUUGCUCUGUGUGUCAUUUUUGUAGUCCCAGCACAUUCGAACGACGUUUGUCCUGGAGAGGAUACAAAAUAUUUUCAUGAGUUUUAUUGUCGUUUGGAAAAAAAUGGAGAUCCUAUAGCUUUCAAGGUUCCUAAGGCAACAUGUGUUGGUUCAUUUGGAGUUUGGCUAUAUAUAUCGCAUGCGAGGUUUAGAAAACGUUUAGACGAACGGAGUUGCAUUACCCCUUUCAUUGGAACCAACAGCCCGGAUAUUGAGAUUAAUAUGUGUGGUGCACGUAUUCUAUAUAAGCAAGAUAUGGGAGAAUUUCUACAAAACUUAGGCCAAAAAUUUUUUGGGAUUCCUAAUGACCUCCGUGGAGAGCUCAAGUCACACUCACAGCUUUCAAGAUUGUAUCAGAGCUUUUCCUUGGACAAAUCGAGUGGUAAGAAAUGUCACCUUCUUGCUGCAAGGGAACUGUCCAUUGAAUGGGGUUUCAUUCCUGAGUAUUGGAGAUGGAUUUCUCUACCUGAAGAAUCCAGGUUCCCAGAGGUAGCGGAACUUAAUCGUGUGUAUUGGUUUGACAUCUGCGGUAAGGUGAGUAUUUCCAUUCUGUCUCCCAAAACACGCUAUGCCGCUUACCUUGUGUACAAGUUGAGGAGCGGAGCCCAUGGAUUUGAUGGCCCUCCUUUCAAGGCUUCAGUGGGAACUGCUGGAGGUGAAGUUUAUGAACAAACUGUUCUAUUGGGCCUGUUUGUCAUGGAGCCAAACCAGCAAGACCAGAUUAUACCGCCACCGCAGCAGCACACUUCACGUCCCAAGCAAAGAGAAGAUGGAUGGUUAGAGAUUGAGUUGGGUCAAUUUUUCAAUGCGGGAGGAGAAGAUGACGAACUGCAGAUUAAACUUAGGGAGAUAGAAGCUCUUAACGAGAAGACUGGCCUCGUUGUUGAAGGGAUCGAGAUCAGGCCAACAAAGGGGGCAGGACAAGACCAGUAGGGGACUCCACUACAAGCAAAAGCAUUUACGUUGAGGUUAGAUUAUGUUAAUGUCACACCUCCCUUACUGAGCAAGUGGUAUGCUCACCCUUAACAUUUUCAGUGAGCAGGUAUUUUCCUUUUGCAGCUCAAAGUCUCAGCAGUGGAGGAGUUUAUGUAGGAGUCAUGAUGGAAAUGUUAUUGUAUUUUAAGACACUGACUACCUAGAUAGUUAUGAUGUAUGGUAGUGGGAGAUGGAACAAUUUAACGAUGGCUAUGUAAAAAUAAAUUCUGUUGUGCUAUGUAUAUUGAGGUUACCUAAUCAUUAUGUUAUUACAUUUGAUGGUA
Molecule: messenger RNA, 4659 nt
Organism: Quercus robur (English oak)
Lineage: Eukaryota; Viridiplantae; Streptophyta; Magnoliopsida; Fagales; Fagaceae
Product: TMV resistance protein N-like
Exons: 10
Coding region: 260-4333 (1357 amino acids)
Biological process (GO): signal transduction; defense response
Molecular function (GO): ADP binding
Source: RefSeq, a predicted model, not a curated record